Pseudovirgaria hyperparasitica is the source of this 1800-nucleotide messenger RNA. Its product is annotated as Nop domain-containing protein. Gene Ontology annotation, molecular function: snoRNA binding. The transcript is spliced from 4 exons. The record is from RefSeq and is a predicted model, not a curated record. Gene Ontology annotation, cellular component: box C/D methylation guide snoRNP complex; small-subunit processome. The coding region runs from base 90 to 1622 and encodes 510 amino acids. NCBI's taxonomy places the organism in Eukaryota, Fungi, Ascomycota, Dothideomycetes, Acrospermales, Acrospermaceae.
CCCAUAUCAUUGCGCCAGACAACAACUCCUGCAUAGGUGCAACGCACCACUUAUCGUCUUAAGAACCUUUACCAAACCGCAGACCUGAUAUGUCUGUCAACUACAUUCUCGAUGACUCGGCCGUGGGCUUCUCGGUGUACAAGGUUGUGAUGCAGCCCGACACCAUUGGCUCUCGGUUGAAGGAAGUCCAGAAGAGUGUUACUGAUCUUGCCAAGUUCGGAAAACUGGUUGAGCUCGUCACUUUUGUUCCGUUCCAGAGCACCCAGCAUGCCCUCGAAAAUCAAAACGUCUUAUCUGAGGGAAUAUUGUCCGACUACCUCAAGGCUACUUUGGAAAGUGCACUCCCAAAGGCGGGCAAGAAGAACAAGAUCACCUUGGGCCUGCUCGACAAGACACUGGCUGGAAGUAUCAAGGAAGAAUUCCCCGGAGUCAACUGCGAAACUGCGGAUACCAGUGAAGUUGUUGCGGAUCUGCUCCGUGGAGCUCGUGAGCACGGAUCGAAGCUGGUCAAGAAGCUGAAUGAGGGGGAUCUCGAGCGCUCGCAACUCGGUCUCGGCCACGCGUACUCGAGAGCCAAAGUGAAGUUCAGCGUACAGAAGAACGAUAACCACAUUAUGCAAGCGAUUGCGACUCUGGAUCAGCUCGACAAAGCAUGUAACACUUUCGGCAUGCGAGUUCGCGAGUGGUACGGAUGGCACUUUCCUGAAUUAAUCAGGAUCGUUUCGGAGAACCAGGCCUACGCCCAGCUUGUCUUACAUAUUGGUAACAAGUCGACUCUUUCAAUGGACAGUCUUCAUGAGCUUGCAGCUCAAGUGAACGAUGACGAAUCCAUUGCUACCGAUAUCAUCAACGCCGCACGCGUGAGCAUGGGUCGGGAUCUGUCAGAGGGUGAUAUGGAACACCUCAUGCUGUUUGCGAACCGCGCCGUCAAGCUCUAUGCAUACCGCAAGAGACUAGCUCUGUAUCUUGGCAAGAAGAUGGGCAUCGUUGCACCAAACUUAAAGGCACUUAUGGGUGAGAUCAUCGGUGCCCGUCUGAUCUCCAAGGCCGGAAGUUUGACGAAUCUGUCGAAGAUGCCUGCCUCAACCGUACAAAUUCUUGGUGCCGAGAAGGCUCUUUUCCGCGCCCUCAAGACCAAGGGCAACACCCCCAAGUACGGUAUCAUUUACCACUCUUCAUUCAUCGGCCGAACUGGCACCAAAAACAAGGGUCGGAUCUCGAGAUACAUUGCCAACAAGUGCGCAAUGGCUUCGCGUAUCGAUAACUUCUCUGAGUUUCCUAGCUCUAAGUUCGGAGAAGCCCUGAAGGCACAGGUAGAGGACCGCAUGGAGUUCUAUACUACUGGAAAGGCACCUAUCAAGAACUCGUUGGUCAUGGCACAAGCAAUGGACGCAGUUCUAGGGGACAUUAACGUUGAGGACCCAACAGCCGGCGGCGUAGAGGAUGUCGAGAUGGUUGACGGGGUUACAUCUGGUCCUCUUGAACAGGAACGCCGCAAGAAGAAGGACAAGUCAGAGAAGAAGGAUAAGUCAGAGAAGAAAGAUAAGAAGAAGAAGAGAAAGUCUGAGGGUGGCGAGGAGAUCGAGAAGAAGAAAAAGAAGAAGUCCAGAGAUUCGAUAUAAAAACUCUUUCUGAAUUAUUUCUUACGACGGCGCAUUUGGGUGCACAUCUGGCUAGGCGUAGAAAGGCGUUUUGACAUAAGGGCACGGUCUGUACAAGAUGAAUGGUUAUGUUUGUUUUCUAUCCAUGGUCUUGUUCGACAUGAAGUAGUCCAGUGGGAAUGGGCAUCGUAUCUCAUGU